This is a messenger RNA of Cylas formicarius (sweet potato weevil), 1878 nucleotides long. RefSeq names its product gustatory and odorant receptor 24 (gene Gr63a). Gene Ontology annotation, biological process: sensory perception of taste. NCBI's taxonomy places the organism in Eukaryota, Metazoa, Arthropoda, Insecta, Coleoptera, Brentidae. The coding region runs from base 51 to 1478 and encodes 475 amino acids. Gene Ontology annotation, cellular component: neuronal cell body; membrane; axon. The transcript is spliced from 7 exons. The record is from RefSeq and is a predicted model, not a curated record.
CACAGUUUAAGUAGCAACAUUCUUUUCCACCUUAUAUUGGUUUGUGCAGGAUGGUCGUAAAUGUAGUGGCGGUUGUUGGAAUGAAAAAUGGUAUAGAAGUACCCAAUUUUUUGUUUUCAGAUAUUCAGAAGCACUCUGUCAAAAUGUUCGCCCGAGAACUUACAAUUUCAGGACACCCACAUGUAGUGACCAAUGCGGAUGAUGAAAGAAAUAUAUAUUUGGAAGGGAGUAUGCCCCUCUUUCAGAAACAAUCGCAAAACUUGGUAAAAGUAGCCCCUGCACCAACAGACUUUUACAAAACCGAAUUGCGGGGAGGUAAAAUCAAUGCCUUCGAGAACGAAUCUUAUGAAUUUAGCAUUGUUAUCAACUACUUAAAGCCCGUCCUAAGAACGUUAAGAAUAUUGGGAUUGCUUCCGGUAGCGAACUCGGACCGAGGAUAUUUCGUGACCAUUCACUGGAUUGUUUAUUCUGUGCUUUUAUUAUUAUUUAUUAUGGGUUAUACAGCCUUUAUACAACUCCAUAAAGUAGAAGAGGCCAAAGCCGGAGAGGGGCGGUUUGAGGAAGCUGUUAUAGAUUACUUAUUUACAGUUUAUCUCAUCCCCAUAGUGACUAACGUCAUAGGUUUAUACGAGGCCAAGAAACAAGCUGAAGUCCUCAACCAGAUCAUAUCAUUCGAAAAAAUAUAUAACAGUACCACUAAGAAGAAAUUGGACCUAUUUCUCGCAAACAAACCACUUUUACUGUCCAUUGCUUUGCCUAUUAUUGGCAGUGGAAUUAUGGUGGUCACCCACGUUACUAUGUCAAACUUUGUCGUAUUUAAGGUAAUACCUUACUGCUACAUCAAUGUGGUAACUUACAUGUUAGGAGGAGCUUGGUACAUCUAUUGCAACAUCAUCGGCAAAGUCGCUACCAUCAUAGCUGAAGAUUUUCAACAGGCCCUCAAAAAUAUUGAAUCUUCAAUAAAAGUCGCCGACUAUCGUUCAAUGUGGAUGAUGUUGAGCAGGAUAAUACGAAAUGUCGGGAAUUCUUUCGGCUACGCGUUGCUAUUUCUCUGCUUGUACCUAUUUUUUGUGGUCACUCUGACCAUAUACGGAUUAUUGUCACAAAUUCAGAGCGGAAUGGGUACCAAGGAUAUAGGGUUAACCAUUACGGCCAGUUCGGCUGUGAUGAUGCUGUAUUUUAUUUGCGAUGAGGCCCAUUACGCUUCAGCUUGUGUCCGUACCAAUUUUCAAAAGAAAAUCCUUCUGGUGGAGCUGUCUUGGAUGGACGAUGAUUCGCAACAGGAAAUCAACAUGUUCCUAAGGGCAACCGAAAUGAAUCCUACAGACAUGUGUCUAUGUGGAUUUAUAGACGUAAACAGAAAUUUAUUUAAAUCGCUAUUGGCUACCAUGGUUACGUAUUUGGUAGUGUUACUGCAAUUCCAGAUAAGCAUUCCCGACGAUUCUCUCCCAGAUAAUAAUAAUACCACCACAACGUAAUACUUAUUUGCUGAUUUUGAUUUGUUAGUGUUUAAACAAAUGUUUAACCGAGAAACUAGAUAAUUUUACAAACUGAAAUUUGUUUAACAAUGCCGAUUUUACUAUCCUUAAUAUUCUGUCCGACUCGGUUAAAGAAAAAUUAUGUAAUGUUUCCGAGGUAUAAAAGGAUUUUUGAUUCUCAUCAUUACAAAUGUAUUGAUUAAGAAACAGGUUUUAAUACAACUUUAUAAUUUAUUUCCUAGGAACAUAAAUAAAAAAUAAAUAUCGUUAAAUUCAAACAAGAAGUGCGUGUGAAUUCUCUAAGUAUAAUAAUUAAUAAAAUUAAUUUUACAGACUCUGUAUAUUCUGAUAUAUUCACUCAGGCUUAGAGUGAAUAUAUCACAUGAAUCGAAGACCGCUC